CGCCCGCCGCCUCAAAGAAGCCAAAAUCCGACCCGAAUUUGAUCGGAUUAUGAAUCGGAUCCGAGACAUCCGACCCAUAAUUGUGCCUGUCUAUUAAGGGGGGCCCACUUUGGCGCCAGCUAUUUUUUCAGCCAGUGUCAAUUCUCGCACGUUCUGUAUUCAUUCAAAAUUCAAACUCCAACGGCAAUGGCCAAAUUCCAAGUUCGAAUGAAACCACGCUAAUUCCCACUCAAAAAAUUUCAAACUCCUUCUCUUCUUCGUGUCCCAUUUUUGUUCACGCAAUGAUUUCGUUCUUCUGCAUUCCCCUACUUUUGUGAAACUCUUCAUUUUCACCCUUUUUAGCUGCAGCGUUGAAGUGAAGCAAAUCACAGAAGUGGAAUUCGGAAGCUUCUGUAUGAAAAUUGGAAAUUUUGUAUAAAAGAUGGCGUCGUAGAUUACGAUAUUUUGUACACUUUAACAACAAGAAAGCAUCGUAUAAAUCAUCUGUUUUUAUAUAUUUUUUUAGUAGGGAGGAAAGAAGGUGAGCCUCAGAAGAACGAGGAUUUUUUCUUUGUACACCAUUGUUUAUUUGAGAAAAUGAAUGCGGUCGGGAGGCAGAGAUCUAGUGCAUCAACGGCGCAACAUCAGAGGCAGUUCUCCGACAAUUUCCUGGAUACGUCAUCGAACGGACGGUGGCUGCAGUCGGCUGGUCUGCAGCACCUACAGUCAUCCAACAGUGCUGUUCCUCCAUUUCAGUGGUCAGGGUUCGAGGAUGUACAGAAGCAUAAAGGAGCAGAAAACAUACGGCGGAAGCAGCGAUUUGUUUGUCGAGUCAUUGUCCCCGCCGGAGCAUUUACAGAGGAAGAGUGACGAGGAUCAUAUUUCACAGAAUGAGUAUAUCCCGGGGCUUUUGGAUCUGCACUCUUUAGAUUCAGAGCUACUUACUGAGAUGCCUGAAAGUAUCUACAAUGGCCCUUCACUCAAUAAUCUUCCAAGAGGAAGAAGUUUUAAUGAUUCCGAGCAAUUCUAUGGAAACAAUAAAGCUUCUGCCAGAGCUCCAGAUAGUGAUGUGCUGAAAAACCUUGUUGAAGGUGCAAAGGCCAGUAAUGUUGCAAAGAUCAAAGUUGUGGUGAGGAAAAGACCAUUGAACAAGAAAGAACUGGCAAGGAAUGAGGAAGACAUCAUCGAAACUUACUCAAACUCUCUUGUGGUACAUGAGAUGAAACUUAAGGUGGACCUGACAGAAUAUGUGGAGAAACAUGCAUUUGUUUUCGAUGCAGUGUUGGAUGAAGAAGUUUCAAAUGAUGAGGUGUACCAUGAAACUGUUGAGCCUAUAGUUCCAAUAAUUUUCCAACGCACAAAAGCCACAUGUUUUGCUUAUGGCCAAACAGGAAGUGGUAAAACUUACACUAUGAAGCCACUGCCCCUCAAAGCCGUUCGAGAUAUCUUGAGGGUGAUAAACCACACGUACAAAGGCCAAGGCUUUCAAUUGUUUGUCAGCUUCUUUGAGAUCUACGGAGGGAAACUUUUUGAUCUGCUCAGUGAACGGAAAAAACUUUGCAUGAGGGAGGAUGGCAAACAACAAGUUUGUAUUGUGGGCUUGCAAGAAUAUCAGGUAUCAGAUGUGGAGAUGGUUAAGGAACUCAUUGAGAUAGGAAAUGCGACGAGAAGUACGGGCACCACAGGUGCAAACGAGGAGUCCUCCAGAUCUCAUGCCAUUCUUCAGCUGACAAUUAAGAAAGGAGGCGAAUCGAAACCUGCAAAGCUUGUUGGAAAACUUUCAUUUAUUGAUCUUGCUGGAAGUGAGCGUGGAGCAGAUACUACAGAUAAUGAUAAGCAGACCAGGAUGGAAGGUGCCGAAAUCAACAAAAGUUUGCUUGCACUGAAAGAGUGUAUCAGAGCUCUUGACAAUGAUAAACUACAUAUUCCAUUUAGAGGGAGUAAAUUAACCGAAGUUUUGAGGGAUUCAUUUGUUGGGAAUUCUCAUACCGUGAUGAUAUCAUGCAUUUCGCCAAACUCGGGAUCUUGUGAACAUACCUUGAACACAUUAAGAUAUGCCGACCGGGUCAAAAGCCUCUCCAAAGGAAACAACUCCAAAAGGGACAUCUUAUCUUCAACCAUGAACCUGAAAGAGUCGACAACCCAAACCCUAUCUAAAUUCUUAUCUCCUGCAUCAACUCUUCUAGGUGACACAAGUGAUUUGUGGCUCGAGCAAACUGAGAUGGAAGAAAAUGAAGAUUUCUCGGACCCAGAGAAACCUUCAUGGAAGAAUACAAAAAUCGAGCCCUACACCUACAAUACGGACGAUAAAAUCAAGACAGCCACUGGCCAAGCUAAGCUGACAGAAACUUAUAAAGCAGAGAUUCAACCAUCGGAUGCAAAUGAAAAUUUGAAUCUUUUACUGAAGGAAGAGGAAAGCCUCGUCAAUGCCCACAGAAAACAAGUCGAGGAGACAAUGAACAUUGUGCAGGAGGAGAUGAAACUGUUGGUCAGCGCCGAUCGACCAGGCAAUCACCUCGAUGAUUACAUCUCAAGAUUGAACUCGAUUCUGUCCCAGAAGGCUUCCGGCAUCUUACAACUACAAGACCACCUGUCCCGUUUCCAGAAACGCUUGAAGGAUCACGGUGUCCUCAUCACUUCCGAUUAUCAGCUGUAAAAGCAUCGUGCAGAGUAUUUUAUUGCAUGCAUGCUGCUUCGAAUGUUUCGAUUAUGUUUGUUGUAUGAUGAGGUGUGGUUUGAUCUACAUGGUUGUUCAGAUUUGAUGAUUCAAUGCUCGUUUAUAGAGUUGUUAUGUUUGGAAGAAUUUCUAAGUUUGUCAAGCAGAGUUUUGUUAAAGAUAAGGAGGUAAAUAGAACAGCAUUGAUCAUUUUGGUUUAGAGUUGAAGGGCAUUCUUGUCAAAUCACCUCUAUAACUUGCGGGGGCAUUUGUGUCAUAUUG
Andrographis paniculata is the source of this 2917-nucleotide messenger RNA. Its product is annotated as kinesin-like protein KIN-13B. Bases 581 to 2635 code for a protein of 684 amino acids. The transcript has 12 exons. Gene Ontology annotation, biological process: microtubule-based movement. Gene Ontology annotation, molecular function: ATP binding; microtubule motor activity; microtubule binding. The record is from RefSeq and is a predicted model, not a curated record. NCBI's taxonomy places the organism in Eukaryota, Viridiplantae, Streptophyta, Magnoliopsida, Lamiales, Acanthaceae.